Dicrocoelium dendriticum is the source of this 3354-nucleotide messenger RNA. NCBI's taxonomy places the organism in Eukaryota, Metazoa, Platyhelminthes, Trematoda, Plagiorchiida, Dicrocoeliidae. The record is from the annotation of a GenBank genome assembly.
AAUUGUAGCUUUCUCCACAUCGUGACCGAAGUCCCGCAAUAGCCUCACAUAUCUACUACGACCCCAUCUUACGCAUUGGGCACAGAAGAACUCCCAAUCCCGGAUCUGGCGCACACCACAAUGGUUGGUGUCAGGCUGAACAGACAGGAUGUUCGGAAUAGGAUCCAGUGGUUUCUCGAACUAAAACCGUGCGACUUCCGCAAAAAGUUGAUUAAACAUUAUUUGAGGGAAUUACGAAAAUACUCAAUGGUAUCACGAUCAAAUAUCAGAUUGAAAUACAAUCCUUUGAAUCAAGCAAAUGAAACUGUCCGUGUUCUAACACAAUUUGCCGGUGGCUCUUUGGAUGUGGUCAGAAAAUCUAUCCAGGAUCUAGGAUUAACUGAGGUGCUUGAUACUGCCGAGAGGUACGAGAUUAUUUGGUGUGGUACCAGCGAUAUUCCAAAGAUUGACCUGAUUGACCGGUUUGUGAAUAAGUUUCCAGGUGCGGCGAGAGUAUUAUCUAAAAUCAGCUUAUUUCGAGGACUAGAGCUGUAUCGUCGUCUGCUACCAAUCUCAUAUGACUUUUAUCCGCGCACCUGGUUUUUACCGUUCCAAAUGCGUUCCUUACUGCACGAUUUGAACACUACUAAUUACAAACCGCCUCUAUCGUCAGAGAAGUCAACUUACAUCGUUAAGCCAGAUAAUGGAACUCAGGGACGCGGUAUUUAUCUUUUCCAGUCAGCUAAUCCGUACACUCGUCAAAACCUUGGACCCACUGAAGUCGAUGGCCGGCACUCUCAUAUUCUCAGCAACACUUGCGCCAACGCCUCUGUCGGUUCCUUCACAGCUGAAUUGCGGAACCAAAAUCUGAACUAUCUACAACCGGCUCUAGAUGUCGUUCAACGUUACGAGAUUAGCCCAACGCUUCUGUUCGGAUACAAAACGGAUUUACGAGUGUAUGCAGUCAUUGAAACGUUGGUCCCCUUAAAAAUACACAUUUACAGGGAUGGAUUGGUGCGUCUCGCGAGCCGCACUUACCACACACCGGAUCGAAGCAAUUUGUGCCAACACACUAUGCAUCUGACAAACUAUGCAAUCAACAAACUACAACAUCCACUCGAAGGAGCUGCUCCCGUCAAGCGGCAAACAGCUGGGAACGCCGUGGAGACGAAUAACAACAGCCAGUCGGUGACCGCAUGUAAUUCGGAUUCGUCCAAAUGGCAUUGUAAAUACAGCUUAAGUGAUCUGAUCCGACCCAAAGCGCCUUGGAGCCACAUCGACUGGGAAGCAUUGUGGUCGCGAGUGGAUGACAUUGUACGACACACUAUCUUCACUUUGGUGCCGGAACUCAAGGUAUCUUACUGGGCAGAAUACGGAAAUCCGCUUGGUAUUAAGGACACUGCGAAAUCACACCCGCUCAUCUCGGAAAAUGCUUCCACUUUCAAGGGCCCUAACUGCUUUCAGAUUCUGGGAUUCGACUUCCUCCUGGUCGAACCAGGCUCCCACCCGGUACUUUUGGAAGUGAACAGCAACCCGAGUUUGCGCACCGAUUCGGUUCAGCAUCUUUUACGUCGUGUAUCACCACAGUCACCUGAUGCCGAAUAUGAAAUUGUUGAGCUGAACCGCGAUCUAGCAGCAAAGUGUUUCACGCAUGGACUCGUACCGUUUGGGCCACUUGCAGAGGUUGCCACAGUACUCUCUUCCGUGAUGGGCGACCGCUACGCACAUUUCGAGCGGAGUGCAGUCGAUGAAAAGGUCAAAGGAGGCCUGAUUCGUUCUACCAUUCAGCUAAUCUCCAGGAAUAUAGUGGCUAGAUAUACCGAUCCUCUGGAACCAGAAGCUACUUCAAUGCUUCAUACACCUGGGUUGUACAACGACGGAUACGGAAUACAGCUUCCGAUGUUAGAUUCCUCGAAAUCCAAGACCUCAAACACACCCUCAUCACCAACUGUAAAAGGGCUGCAACACAGCGCAUUUUCACGCUCUAUGCUGCCAACGGGAGUGGCGAGGAGCAGCGGAAAUCCAGGUUCACUGGUUACGAAUUCGAUCUGCCGGAUGAAUCGUUUUAGUGCGUCUGAGAAAAGCGCGGUUGAAACAGAACAGGGGAAACUGGCCUGUUCACCAUCUGAUCAGCCCAAUUUACUCGAAACUAGCAACCUUGUUUCACAGCAUGAGAAGUGUACCGACACCACUGAAUCUGCACCACUGGAUUGCAUUUACUUCGAAGGAGAAAGGACCUCUCAUAUGACUCACUCUUAUCCGGAUUCCAUUAACAUGGAGUGUCAACGUCUGCUCUCACGUUUGCACGAACUAAAAGGGAGCACCGGUUCUCUGCGUAAGCAUACCUCAUUUCUGGAUGCGCUGAACCUGGAUGCAUUCGAUUCGGCUCCACGCAUAUUCGAUCUCCUGGCAGACAUGUUUCUUAGUGUUUUGUCGUCAAGAAAACCGCGCUUGAAGCCUAUGUCUCCUCCGAAGGUCAACGAUCAAGUCACCGAUGACUGGACCACGGCCACGGGGUUGGAGCUUGGGAGUAUUCCACCAACCAAAUCACGCUACAUUCCCCGAAUGGAUUUGACCGCUUUUCGAACCUUUUGCAGGCGUUGUCGAAUGAAUCAACUAGGCUUUUCAUCCACGGAACUGGAUCUUAUUUUUGCCAAACAUCGUAACUGGUGGCAAAGGGUUUAUGAAACAGAGUCUGCCAAGCAAGGCCGCGAACUGUGCUACCUCAAGGGACUGAGUUUUCCGGCGUUUGUGGAGCUGUGUGUACAACUUGCUGAACAUUGCAGUCUCAACGAGCACCGAUUAUGGUCUGCGGCUAAUACCAUUCACCUGCCGGAAAUUCCGCUGUCACCCAGAGCUACCCCAAAGAAGAGCACGCAUAGUGGCGGAAAGGUCAUAAAUGGUAGAUGUACUUCCUCCUCUUCUUCGAAAGCUUGCACUGCAGAACCUCAUAACCCCGUCAAUCCCAAGUCACCCAAAAACACGUUGUCUACACCAAGGCAACCAGUCAGGGUUCGUUUGAUUGAGCGCCGACGACACCGUCUUGACCAAACCUCCACUAGUUCCAACGGCGUUCAUGCUGCGGUGCAAUAUCCGGGGUGGGAUUCAUCUGACGCUGACCCAUGGACGAUUGAGUCAUGGAAAAAAUUAUGCCAUUUUAUUGAACACUGUUGCGCGGAUUCGGUACCAAACUGAUAGUACUCUGUGCACAAAUACUCAAAUCGAAGUUUCAGCUUUGGGUGAAUAACUUAGUGCUCAACGUUCGUUACAUAAAAGGCCAAUUACCUUACUCAGGACCAGUGCCAGGGUCUCAGUCCUCAAAAGUUUAUUUCCAUCGGAAGAUGAAUACAAACUUCGAUUCGCUUUGUCUUUUCU